Drosophila kikkawai is the source of this 3529-nucleotide messenger RNA. RefSeq names its product eyeless (gene ey). Gene Ontology annotation, molecular function: DNA-binding transcription factor activity, RNA polymerase II-specific; RNA polymerase II cis-regulatory region sequence-specific DNA binding. Gene Ontology annotation, biological process: regulation of transcription by RNA polymerase II; anatomical structure development. NCBI's taxonomy places the organism in Eukaryota, Metazoa, Arthropoda, Insecta, Diptera, Drosophilidae. The record is from RefSeq and is a predicted model, not a curated record.
GCGAUCGCUGGAAUACAUGAGAUAUAUACAUACAUAACUUCUUUCAUAUCGCAGCAGGAAAAAAAUAUAUUAAGUAAUUACGUAUAUGUGAAAAAAAUGCAUACAGAUAAUACUUGUAAAAAUGAUAAAAAGUGUUAAACAAGAAUCAAUAGAACAUGUGAUAAAGUGACUGCAUACCUUGGGACUUCUUUAUUACUCGCAAAACAAUGGAUUUCUGAUCGUCAAUACCGUCGUCGACACCAUCUGCACACAUAUUUGCGUUUUGCAUUCAAUUUAAGGUUUGCCUCGCUACCCAGGGUUCUCCCAGCAGGCAGUACGAAAUCUAGCAGUAAAAGGUCCCGGAAGAAGGAGCGAAGCCUUUUCUAGGGAAACAAGAAACACCAAUAUCCAUAUCGGUUGGUCAACGCUUUAAUAGGCUGGAAAAGGCGAAGUUUAGUUGGUGACUUAGCGCAGACUUAGUUAUGUUUACUUUACAACCCACCCCGACGGCCAUAGGAACUGUAGUGCCGCCUUGGUCAAUAGAGCGCCUGCCGACCUUGGAGGAUAUGGCGCACAAAGACAAUAUGAUUGCAAUGAGAAAUCUACCCUGUUUGGAUGCCGCUAAUGGCAUCAGCGGACUGGGCGGUAUUCCUGGGAAGACAUCAACGACUAUGGAAUCAGUUGAAGCGACCGUAACAGCGCCACAGCCCCAUUCCACGUCAUCGUACUUUGCCACAACUUACUACCAUUUAACAGAUGAUGAAUGUCACAGUGGAGUUAAUCAGCUGGGCGGCGUCUUUGUUGGCGGCCGGCCACUGCCAGAUUCAACGCGACAAAAAAUCGUGGAAUUGGCCCAUUCAGGAGCAAGGCCAUGUGAUAUUUCGCGUAUUCUGCAAGUCUCAAAUGGAUGUGUGAGCAAAAUUCUAGGCAGAUACUAUGAAACCGGAAGCAUACGACCACGGGCUAUUGGCGGGUCAAAGCCACGAGUGGCCACCGCCGAAGUUGUUAGUAAAAUUUCCCAAUAUAAACGCGAAUGUCCGAGUAUUUUUGCUUGGGAAAUUCGUGAUAGAUUGCUGCAGGAGAACGUUUGUACGAAUGAUAAUAUACCAAGUGUUUCAUCAAUAAACCGCGUCCUUCGGAAUUUAGCAGCACAAAAAGAGCAACAAAGCUCUGGAUCAAGUAACUCCACAAACAACAGUAGCUCCGGGCAAAGCACAAAAGUAAAUAGUAAUAUCAGCAAUGUCACGGAUCUGAUACAGACUUCAACGCCCUUAAAUUCAUCGGAAAGCGGCAGAGCCAGUAAUUCGGGUGAGGGAAGUGAACAGGAGUCCAUCUAUGAGAAGUUGCGCCUGUUAAACACCCAGCAGCAGGCAACUGGAUCAUCUUUGGAUCCUGCAGUCAUUGCUCCACCUUCAUCUUCAGCCAUGGAUCAAGCGCCAAGCAGCCACUUUCAUCAUCAUAACCAAGUGCAGGUGCAUCAUCAACCACAACACCAACAGAGCUGGCCUGCAAGACACUAUUCUUCAGCAGGAUCUUGGUUUCCCAGCUCACUAGCCAGUGGCAACGAAACAGCCAUUACUUCGCCCUCAAGCUUAGCCUAUACUACGGCCGGAUCACGAUCAACAACAGUCAUCCCGGAGCCGUUGAGUACACCCAACGACAUUACUUCGCAUAUAAGAAACUGCCCAGUGCCCGCAACAGAGGAUAUUCAUUUAAAAAAAGAGCUUGAUGGCCAUCAAACAGAUGAAACGGGAUCCAAUGAAGAAGAUAACUCUAAUGGUGGCGCCUCAAACAUAGAAAACAACAAUGAGGAUGAUCAAGCUCGACUGAUACUAAAAAGGAAGUUACAACGCAAUAGGACAUCAUUUACGAACGACCAAAUAGAUAGUCUGGAGAAAGAGUUUGAACGCACCCAUUACCCCGAUGUCUUUGCACGUGAGCGCUUGGCGGGAAAGAUUGGAUUACCGGAGGCCAGAAUACAGGUUUGGUUCUCUAAUCGUCGUGCCAAAUGGCGUCGCGAAGAGAAGCUUCGUAAUCAGCGAAGAACACCAAAUUCAACAGGGGCCAGUGGCGCCUCAUCGUCCACUUCAGCAACCGCAUCCAUAACAGAUAGUCCCAAUAGCUUGAGUGCUUGUUCUUCUCUGCUAGGAGGAGGAGGAUCAGUGGCAGGAGGUGCCCCGGGCUUAUCUUCGCCAAAUAUCUUGGCCUGCAGCGCUGCUCCAGGAGUACCUGAGAGUACGGAUACCCCAACGCCCACUAAUUUACAUCAUAGAUCUAGUGCAAGCUCUGCUGACAAUACUCAAGGGCGCAGCAAUGAAGACUGCAGAGGAGGUGGUGGCGAUACGUGUUCACCAUGUCCUCUUGAAAUUUCCGGCCAGCAACAUCACCAGAACAACAUUUCUCCUCUUGUACAUGCCCAUGCCCAAGCACUGGUUCCUACCAUAUCGCCACGACUGAACUUGAGCAGUGGAAACUUUGGGGGCUCCAUGAGUGCCAUGUACUCCAAUAUGCACCAUGCAACUGCUUUGUCCAUGAGCGAUACCUAUGGAUCAAUUGGACCCGUGCCCAGCUUUAAUCAUCCCUCUGUUGUUGGCUCUUCGCUUGCACCACCAAUAUCGCCAAUAUCCCAACAGGGGGGCGAUCUUACGCCUCCUUCACUGUAUCCUUGUCAUAUGAACCUACGACCGCCGCCACAUCACCAUCUGGUUACGAAUGAUGGUAACUCCCACAUAGAUUCUAGAGGAAACUGUAGUGGAUCAUCGGGGGGAUACGAGGCACUAUCUGCCUAUGCUUUGCCACCACCACCGCCGAUUCCAUGUUCGAGCAGUGGAUCAUCUUUGAAUUUCUCCGGAAGCUCUCCCUCGUCCAGCACUACAGCCGCCGCCGCCGCUGGUACCUCUGCCCAUCAUCAUCAUCACCCUUCUACGAUGGAAUCCCGUCACUCGCCAUCCUGUGGAUCCAACUCCAAUCACCUGGGUAUUGGCCAUACUUCAGUCUUUGCCACGGACUCAAUUUCACCGACUGUGUCUCCAUAUAUGAGCUACAACUAUGCAGCAGCUGCAGCUUCGUCUUCCUCCAAUGCCAAUGUGGGGGUGGUGACAGCCCCUGUUUCUGGGGGAAACGUACCCUCUGGAAAGCAACAGUUUUUCGCCUCUUGCUUUUAUUCACCUUGGGUUUAGGUUUAUACUUAGUUAUAAGGUGCACUCUGAAAUCCAAAAAUAACGUCAAAAAAAUAAUAAAUCGAAUUUACAUAUCUCUUACCUAAAAAUAGAAAGAGGUUGUAGAACAAAGGUACGCCCCUAAUUCCUAAUCCUAGAAUACUUUUGUGUCUGAAUUAAAUAAUUUACAAGUAUAAUCAAAAAUGAGAACCCGGUACCGAUAAAAUAAUUUUUUAUUUAUGAUCUAAUUUAUGAAACACUUAAAUUAAACAGUGCGGAUGUCAGAAGCAAAUGUUGAUAAAAUAAGGCGAAUGUUGUGCAACACACAAAUAAAGACAAAUGUUGGUACUGCAGCUACAGGUGCAAAUGUUGCAGGAGGUCAACAUACACAA